Molecule: messenger RNA, 2163 nt
Organism: Plasmodium malariae
Lineage: Eukaryota; Apicomplexa; Aconoidasida; Haemosporida; Plasmodiidae
Product: STP1 protein
Exons: 3
Coding region: 1-2163 (720 amino acids)
Source: RefSeq, a predicted model, not a curated record
AUGGAUAAUUGUUUUUCCUCGAAAUUGAAUGUCUUAGGUUUCAGCCAUUUCGCGUUUAUUAACAACUACAAAUUUAAAAAUAUUAUAAAUAAUGUAAAACAGAAAAUUAAUUCCUUAAUUAAUGAGAGUGAUAAAGAAAAACUUAGGGAAGGAUGUCGAGAUCUGGCAAAUUAUCUAAUUAAAAAUAAAUCUCCACCAACAUAUUAUAGUACCUUAAAAAAUAUAUGGGAAGGAACAUUAAAGGAUUGGGUAAAACCUCAUUACGAAAAACUUAAUAAACAUGGAAUAUGCCCUGUUAUUAUGGAUGAAAAUGGUAAAAAACUUUUAGAAUUAAAAUAUGAAGAAGAAGAUUUCUGCGAAAAAAAAAGGAAAUAUCUAGAUGAAAUAAAACAUUUAAAAAGAGAAAAAUCAAGAGAAACUGAAGAUACAUAUUUAAGAAAAUGCAAUGAAUAUUAUAUAUGGAUUGAACAGAAGCAGAAUUUUUUUGAUACAAAGAAAGAUCUCUUUGGAACAUGUUACCAAAAAGAUAACCCAAGGGGAAAAAAAAAAAAAAAAACUCCAGAAUUUAUAUGCGACUUAAUGAAUCCUGACACUUAUAAAAAACUUGAUGAAUGUCCAUCCUUAGAUAAACUUAAACCUCCAAAACCUGUAUCAAAAAUAGAAGAAAUAAAUUUACCACCACAUGGUCAAGAAACAUCUAAAGAUCUAAAUAAAUCCCAAGUUCCACUUGAACAGGAAAUACAAACUGAAUCUGCAGACAGAGUCCCAACUAAAAAGAUAGCUGAACAUGUACAAGAUAAUAAACCUCAACCACAAUCUAAACCUUCACGCGAAAUUCAAGAACAUGGUCACUCUAUAUACCCCGAGAAAACUCGAUUCAUGUUACCUGAGGAUAUAUUUACACAACCUGAAUCAUCUGAUACAUUAACAAUUCCAACAGAUUCCGAGUCAUCAUCCCUAGUAAAAAUAGGUAAAACUGAAUCAUCUACUCCACAUUUACAAGGUAUAAAUUCAACCAGUUCUUCCGGAGAUAAAGCAUCAUUAACUGAAAUAUCGCAACAUGAUUCAAAUUCUUUUCUUUCCGUUACCCCCUCUAAAAUUCCAGAAAUGUUUAAAAAAAAAAAGAAGAUAAAAAGAAGACAAGUUAAUCUACUGAAAAUACUAAUACCUGCGCUUCCUGGAAGAAAAGACGAAUUCUCAACAAAUAAUAAUUUAGAAAACACAAUAUAUGAUAACGAAAAAAUAAUAAAAAAAAUAAAAGUAAAUGAAUAUAAUUUGAAAAAAAAUUUACAUAUGGCAUACCAGAAAAAUAACAGAUCUAUGACAAUCAUAGAAAUACAUAUGGAAAUAGUACAACAAUUUAGAAGUGGAGAAUGGGAAUUAAACAAAGGACAAUAUUUAGAAAUAUGCCUAGAAAUGUUUACAAAAGAUGAACAUAGAACAUAUUCUAAUUUAAUGAAGGAAGAACAAAUAAAUAAAAAUACUAAAUGCAACACUUAUAUUGAAAAACAGAAGAUUAUAUUGAAUAAAUGGGGAAAAAGACAUAAAAUUUUUUUAGAAAAAUUGAAGAAAAUAGAUUGGUUUAAUAAUUUAAAAAAUGAAUGGAAAAAUGAACAAACUUACUUAAAAAAAAAUGACGAAUUAAAAAAUAAUUUUUCAAAUGAAAUACAAAAUGUUCCAUUUUUAGAAAGAGAAAAAUAUAUAUGGAAACAAUGGAUAUCAAAAAAAGGUAUGAUUAUAGAACACUAUUUGGAGCAGCACUUCUUUGAGGAAUUAACACGUGAACUGCAGAACUUGUCAGAUGAAUACGUUAAUGAUGAAAUGGAUAAUGAAGUAUCACUAAUAAAUAAAAUAGAAUUGGAAAACAAAGAAAGCUGUGAAAAAUUAUACAAAUAUAUAAAACAAAAAUUAAUAUCAAAACUGUGUAUACUCAUACUUAUGAUGGUACUAGACGAAUGCAAAAAAGAAGAGUAUAUAGAAAAUAAGGAAUCACAUUUUGAUAGCUCCAUAAAUAUAUGGAAGACAGAAGAAAAUUUAUUAAUGAAAACACAUAUUAUAGAAAAUAUUACUGCAAAGAAGAGCAGUGCCCUGGAAAGUAAUAGAAACGAGGAAAUUCAUGAUUAUAUAGGAGGAAACGGCUUCAGAGAGAAGAUAGAAGAUUGA